CUCCGUGCCCCUCUUCCUCUUCCACAGACGUCUCUGUCAGCGCGGGCGGUGCUCUGGUGUGCGUGUGUUUCGUAAUCGGCCGCGGUGUCUCUUCUCUUCUCUCAGCCGGUAAGAAUGGCAGCCGUCAGGACCCUCAGGAAACUGUGCCAACACACCCAGCAUCAAGUCUGUAAGCUGCACACGACCGCCUUGAGACAGGAGGCGGUUGUCAUCUCAGGAAAGAAACUUGCCCGGCAGAUUCGGGAGGAGGCCCGGGCCGAUGUGGAGAGCUGGGUCUUAGCCGGCCACAGGAGACCCCACCUGAGUGUGGUUCUGGUGGGAGAAAACCCAGCCAGUCACUCCUACGUCCUGAACAAGACACGCGCUGCAGCUGACGUCGGAAUCUCUAGUGAGACGAUUCUCAAACACUCAGACAUCAGUGAGGAGGAGUUAUUGGACCUGAUCUACAAACUCAACACAGAUCAUCGUGUGGACGGCCUGCUGGUCCAGCUCCCUCUGCCAGACCACAUUGAUGAGCGCGCUAUCUGCAACGCAGUUUCCCCCACCAAGGACGUGGAUGGUUUUCAUGUUGUUAAUGUGGGUCGCAUGUGUCUGGAUCAGUCCACCAUGCUUCCUGCCACUCCCUGGGGAGUCUGGGAAAUCAUCAAACGGACAGGUAUUCCAACUCUUGGGAAGAAUGUUGUGGUUGCAGGGCGCUCAAAGAAUGUGGGAAUGCCCAUCGCCAUGUUACUGCACACAGACGGCAGCCAUGAGAGGCCUGGAGGUGAUGCAACAGUCACCAUUUCUCAUCGUUACACUCCAAAGGAGCAACUUCGCCAUCACACUCAAAUUGCUGACAUCAUUGUGGCAGCUGCAGGGAUUCCAAACCUCAUUACAGCCGACAUGAUCAAAGAAGGAGCGGCAGUGAUUGAUGUGGGAAUAAACAGAGUGCAGGACCCAGUUACAGGGAAGCACAGGCUGGUUGGAGACGUGGAUUUUGAAGGUGUAAGGCAGAAGGCCUCCUUCAUCACUCCGGUGCCUGGAGGUGUGGGACCCAUGACUGUGGCAAUGCUAAUGAAGAACACUAUCAAAGCAGCCAAAAACGUUCUGCUGUUUCCCCCGGAGAGAAUCCGCAUGGCGGCAGCAUCUUAAUGGGUUGAAGAAAAACCCAGCUACAUUGACACAUUCCACCCACUCCUCAAUGACACCGCCCCUUGUUUUUACCGGGAGUGACCUGAUGAGCUCCUCUUGCACAGGGACUGGAAAGAUGAUACAGCUUUAAUGCUCUUUAACCUUUCCAAACUUCAAGUCCAGCCAUGUUUAGACUGUUACGAUCACUCAUGCAGCUGAGUGCUUUAUGUGACAGGGUUCUGAGUAUUUAUCAACCGCAUUAUGAAUUUUCCGUUAAGUUUAAAAGAAUCUUGAAAGGUUGUUUUAUUUAUUGCUACAAUGACAUAAUAUUUAAACCUGAAUGGAGGAAACAGGUCACAGUAUUUAACUCAAAGCUGGUUAACAGUUACUGAAGAGCCGAUUGCGGCCUGUCUGUUAUGUUUCUUUCAGUUGGUUUAGCCUUAUGUACCGUGAGUGAUAAGGGCUAACAUCAUCAGGAACAAGUACGUUUGAUCUACAUACAAGCUUUAAAGAUUCACAAUUGCCUUUGUAAAAACUUUGAAAUAAAUAUAAAAAUAUGUUCGCACAUCGAUG
This is a messenger RNA of Notolabrus celidotus (New Zealand spotty), 1683 nucleotides long. It is a transcript of the gene mthfd2, whose product is annotated as methylenetetrahydrofolate dehydrogenase (NADP+ dependent) 2, methenyltetrahydrofolate cyclohydrolase. The record is from RefSeq and is a predicted model, not a curated record. Gene Ontology annotation, biological process: tetrahydrofolate interconversion. Gene Ontology annotation, molecular function: methylenetetrahydrofolate dehydrogenase (NADP+) activity; methylenetetrahydrofolate dehydrogenase (NAD+) activity; methenyltetrahydrofolate cyclohydrolase activity. Lineage: Eukaryota; Metazoa; Chordata; Actinopteri; Labriformes; Labridae. Gene Ontology annotation, cellular component: mitochondrion. Bases 115 to 1131 code for a protein of 338 amino acids. The transcript has 8 exons.